UUCUGAACUUGAGCAAAUAUAAGGAUACAGAAUUCACUCAAGAAAUACUUUACACAAUUUAUCGUUAUCAUCUCCGAUAGGGGAUUCCCUAUCUACAAAUUUUGAUGUGUUCCCAGAAAUUAAACAUUGACAUACUCUACCAAAAUCAGUAAUCGUAUAUCUACCAUUUUUCCUUAGUGUUCCAAGCGUGCAAGACAUGGGCCAACUUACUUCUUCCCACAUGGAAUUCGUCACAGCGCAGGCCCGCGCCUGGGUCGAAAAACUAAAGUGUGCCAACUGCGGAAACUUCUUAUCCUACUUUCCAAUUCACACCACCCUCAAGAGCCAAAACAUCUGCGGAAGAUGCCCCACCCCCUCAGAAACCGUCAUCAGAAACCAACUCUACGAGCUACUCUCCCUACAGAUACAAUUUCCAUGCCGUUAUGCUGGCCAAGGUUGUCCUGCAAAUAAAUUUCCUGCAGAAAUUCCACAGCACGAACUUCAAUGCACCUUCAAAGAGCUCAAGUGCCCCACCCAAGAUUUUACCGAUUGUAACAAUAAGGUAUGUUAUCGCAACCUGAUAACACACUGCCAUCUCAAACAUGGCGGCUUAUUUUUGGAGAAGGGCCUAUUUGAAAUUCCUCUAGGGUGGUACCAUAAACACGACGGUCUUCUAGAACACAGAAAUCAACUUUUUAUCGUCAGGAGGAAAUUUCGAGUGCAGGAUAAUCUUUUCCAGAUUUCUGUAACACCUUCGGAAUGUGGGGAAGAUACAGUGUGGCUGUACAGAGUUCAUUUGACCUGUGGUAGCGCUGAGCUGGGGGUUAAAGGUAACACCAAAGUGGGUGUUACCGAGAUUUUUCUGGAUUCGUUGGUUACUCAGAAGGGUAAGGCGUCGAAGAUUAGCGGGAAACUCUUUGUGAUGAAGUCUAGUAAUCCGAAAAUAGUGAAAGACGAUAUUAAGGCGCUACCACUUCGAAAUGUAUUUCCAAGUACCAGGUCGGACUCAACUAAAGGGCAGAUGGGUUUUAGAGGUAUAAAGAGUGAGAGCCUGGGAAAAAUGGUGCAGAAGAGGAAGGACCGGUUGCCGUUUUACGCAAGUCGAAAAUAAUCAGAGUUAGAAUUGUCUGUUUAAACUUUAUUUUAAUAAAAAUAAAACGAGAGACCUA
Messenger RNA from Zophobas morio, 1148 nucleotides. RefSeq lists its product as uncharacterized. Gene Ontology annotation, cellular component: cytoplasm. Bases 197 to 1090 code for a protein of 297 amino acids. The transcript has 2 exons. Lineage: Eukaryota; Metazoa; Arthropoda; Insecta; Coleoptera; Tenebrionidae. The record is from RefSeq and is a predicted model, not a curated record. Gene Ontology annotation, molecular function: ubiquitin protein ligase activity; zinc ion binding; ubiquitin conjugating enzyme binding. Gene Ontology annotation, biological process: multicellular organism development; proteasome-mediated ubiquitin-dependent protein catabolic process.